AUGGCAAGAUUCUGGAGGCGGUGGAUCUGGUGCAUCUACUCCGGCGGCGGCGACAUCAUCUUUGUUUGGAGCUGCCACACCAGCGGAAGCCCCGAGGGCUGGAGCUCUGCGACGCCUACCCCCGGAGCGAACAGGCCAAGCGGGGGCCUAUUUGGAGGUGCCACGAGCAGUGCUGCCCCCGGCAACAGUCUCUUCGGCAAGCCUGCAGGUGCGGCAUCCCCAGCAACUUCUAGUAUCUUUGGUGGUGGUUCAAGCACUCCUGCUCCUUCUGGAGCUGCCGGCGGGUUGUUCGGUGGAGGUGCUGCCGGCGGGACGGACAAGGGCCCGGCCCAGGCUAGCGCCGGUGCUCCAGCCGGGGGUUCGCUGUUUGGCGCGGCUGCCACAGCCCAGGCAACUCCUGCCAAACCGCUCUUCGGCGCCCUGCCAUCCACCACACCAGCUGGCGCGCCAUCACUCGGACUCGGAGGAUCCCAACCUUCCCAAGCCUCGACAAGUCAAUCACUAUUCGGAAGCGCUGCUCCCAAGACGAGCACGGCCGCCGCUCCUACGGCCCAGCCAUCAACAGCCACUUCGUCGUCUCUUUUCGGACAAGCCGCAUCCUCAACGCCAAAGCCAGCUCCAGCGGCCACUGGUGGCCUCUUCGGGCAGACACCUGCAACCGCAGCCACCUCCUCCACCACACCUGGCUUGUUUGGCGGUGGUGCGACGCAAGCCUCUACUACUGCUACCGCCGCCAGCUCUGGCACACCUGCCUUCGGUGGCGGACUGUUCGGCCAAAAGGCCCCCGCUACCUCUGCUCCCGCACCCAGUGCUCCCGCUGCUUCGACAACUCCUGCGGCUGGAGGUCUAUUUGGAGCCGCCGGUAGUUCAUCCACCACCCCGGCGCCAGCGGCUGCGGGAGGUCUCUUUGGAAAGCCUGCUGCCACCGUAGCCGGUGCAGCUACUACCCCCGCAUCUAACUCCGCCGGUGCCGCCUUUGGGAAGCCUGCAGCCACAACAGCAGCUGCCACUGCCACGGCGACUCCUGCUGUAUCCGCUCCCAGCUCCGGAUUGCUUGGUGGAGCCAAACCUGGAGGCUUCCUGUUUGGCGGCGCUGGCGCAGCAGCUACAUCGCAGCCAGCUGCUUCUGCUGCGACAACCACUAGCUCCACCGCUCCGACUGCCGCACCUGCCGCGAGCGCACCGGCAGCCAAUGCUGCAGGUGCAGGUUCUAGCUUGUUUGGUGCCAAGCCGACUGCUAGCGGAGCCGCCCCAGCGACAAGCACCCCUACGAAUGCCCUCGGCGCCUCCACGUCGGGGCCUCCUUCUCAACUUCCCCGGCUUAAGAACAAAAGUAUGGAUGAUAUCAUCACGCGCUGGGCAUCGGACUUGUCAAAGUACCAGAAGGAGUUCAAAGAUCAGGCGAAUAAGAAGCUCUAUCUCAACACCUACGAGGCCGAGCGCGCGAGUAAUGAGAUUGAGAAGCAGCUCAUGGCCGUGGAGAGCCAACAGGAUGAGCUGGAGGCCUGGCUUAACCGCUACGAGGCGGAUGUCAACGAGAUGAUUACGAAACAGGUUGGUCAGGGUGGCGACCAACUUGGCGGCCAUGACCAGGAGCGCGAGAGAACCUAUAAGCUCGCGGAGAAGCUUUCGCAGCAUCUAGACGAGAAGAGCCGGGACCUGGCCACCAUGGUCAAGGAGAUAAAUGACGUGUCAGCUACCCUUAGCAAGAGCACCCGUUCGGAAGAUCCAGUGAGCCAGAUUGUUCGUGUACUCAACGGACAUCUAACACAAUUACAAUGGAUUGACACCAACACUGCUGCACUACAAGCCAAAAUUACUGCGGCACAAAAAGCGAACGGGACCUUGGGUAGUCAACAGGGUGUGUCAGAAAACGAUGCCGCGGAGAGUUUCUACCGGUCGUAUAUGGGGCGUAAGUAG
Messenger RNA from Parascedosporium putredinis, 1920 nucleotides. The record is from the annotation of a GenBank genome assembly. Lineage: Eukaryota; Fungi; Ascomycota; Sordariomycetes; Microascales; Microascaceae.